This is a messenger RNA of Lodderomyces oxycetoniae, 1311 nucleotides long. RefSeq lists its product as uncharacterized. The transcript has a single exon. The record is from RefSeq and is a predicted model, not a curated record. The coding region runs from base 1 to 1311 and encodes 436 amino acids. Lineage: Eukaryota; Fungi; Ascomycota; Pichiomycetes; Serinales; Debaryomycetaceae.
AUGGGAUACGAAUACCAACCUAGCUGUGAACCCAAUUUCAUCCAAUACUUGAAGCUUGCAUUUUCAUUCAUUCAGUUCAAUUAUCAACAUAGAUCUUACAUAGAAUUCAAUUCAUUAUUGAAUAGCUAUCUUUUGAAAUUACUCAACUAUGAUUUUGAUGGUGGAAAAUUGGUACAUAAAAAGCAAAUACACGUUGAGGUGCUUCCGAUUUACAUACUUGGUGAACCAACUGGAGAAAUAGCAGGGUUGCAGGCACCACCACCACCGCCGCCGCCACCGCCGCCACACUUGCCUUUCUCUGAGCCAAGGGCGGAUGCCAAUAUUAACGUUAUGAGUGAUUCAGAAAGUGUGGACCCAGAAGUCAAAGAAUUAAUCAAAGGACGAGAAAGCUUGACAUUUGGACCAGAUGCUUAUUGUGGUGAAAUUAUUGAAGAGUCAGAGCAACGAGAGCAACAACAACAGCAACAACAAGGACAACAACAGCAGCAGCAGACAACUGGAAGUACGACAAGUGAAGAUUCGAAUUUGGCAUCGUCUUCAAUUGCCCUGUCUAUGAGCUUGAAUACUGGUGGAUACAAUCCAACAAGGUUAAUGGAUCAGUACGGUAAUUUAUUCACAUUGCACGCGAAUGGAUUUGUUACUCCCUAUAAACAAGUAGUAGGUCAUAUUGGUGGGAUUGGCUACACCAACAAUUAUCAUCACCAACAGCUACAGCAGCAGCAGCAACAGCAGCAGCAAUUCCCGAUCCCAUAUUCUUUUCCAAUGAUGAUGCCUUAUACGAGAAACUUCAACUAUGCGGCAUCUUCUUCAACAACAUCCUCAUCGAGCCCAUAUCGAAAACAAUUUAAGAAAUUCAAAAAUUUAUCCUCACAACUGACCAAAACAUCAUCGAGAUUGAAUAUGUUUCAAAACCAAAUAUUGAAAAUGGCCCAGUUUAGUGGAGAUUUGGACUUGGGGACACUGAAUAGAUUUGGUGAUGUUGAUUCAACACUGAUUAUUAUUAAUCUGUCGAGUGCCAAUACAAGUUCAAGAUCAAGCUACAGGAACAGUUUGAGGUCAUGUAUGAGAAAUGGUAGUUCUCGAAGUACCAAAUCGCCUCCUCUGUCGAAAGAUGAUGAAGUCAAAGAAAACGAAAACGAAGAAUGGGUGGAUGCAAAAGAUGACAAUAUUGAACCACCAAAGAUACAGGAUAUGAUAACAGAAGUCUCUGUAGAUAAGAAUGAGAAAGAGCAGCAGCAGCAACAACAACAGCAACAACAACAACAACAACAACAACAACAACAACAACAACAACAACAACAACAACAAUAA